AUUUGAUACAAAUGUGAGUUAUUUUCCACUGAUUUAAACUGUUCAAACUAUGAAAUACAUUAGUAUGUGAACCAGUUGCUCAAAACACUAAUUUGACUCAAUAGAGGCAGUGAGCAUGUGAUCGUGUUUCCUGAGUAGGAUGUACUGUCAUUUUUUCUUGGCCAAUCAAACACAGUCUUGUAUUGUGAAAAAUGUAGAAAGGAUGAAGAUUGUUCUCAUUCAGCACAAUAAUUUCAACACGAUGACAUCUGCAAAGUUUAUCUUCUACCUGACAUGUUUGUCUUUGGGGAAAAUGGGUGAGUUGUGUUUUAGUGACUUCAGUUUGAAUCUUUUAAAGUGUGUGGCCACUCCUGAUGGCAUUGCUUCAGAUGAGUUGAUUCAUAGUAUGAAGUGUAAUCGCUUCUUCUCUUGUAUCGCUUCAGUUCAGACGACUGACCUGGAUUCCUCCUCAUCUGUUUAUCAAGGGAAUAGUUUUCUAUCAGUUCAAACAGGGGGAAACUUGACGUUGAAAUGUUUUCAUGAAGCCAGUUCAGCAGGAAGGGUUCACUGGUUUAAACACAUUCUGGGACAGAAACCGAGGCUCAUCUCAUCCUCCUACAGGUUAUCAAAAGUGACUUUUAAUGCUGAAUUCAAGAAUCCACGCUUCACAGUGGAUACUGAAAAUAAUCGGAAUCACUUGACGAUAACAGAUCUGCAAAUUAAAGACUCAGCUACUUACAAUUGUUUAAGAGGUAAUGCAUACAAAUUGGAUUUCUUGACGAUAACUACUGUCAGUGUACAGGGUUCUAGUUCAAACAUCCCAGCUUUGCUCCAUCAGUCACCAUCAGAGACCAUCCAGCCAGGAGGCUCUGUGACUCUGAACUGUACAGUACAAACUGGGACCUGUGAUGGACAACACAGUGUUUACUGGUUCAAAGACUCUGAAGAAUCUCAUCCAGCGCUCAUUUACACUGAUGGAGGCAGCACCGAUCAGUGUGAGAGGAAACCCAACACACAAACACACACCUGUGACUACAACCUGCCGAUGGAGAGCCUGAAUCUGUCUCAUGCUGGAACCUACUACUGUGCUGUUGCCUCGUGUGGACACAUUCUGUUUGGAAACGGGACCAAACUGGACUUUAAAGAUGAGAAGGACUCUCGUAUCUAUUUCUUGAGUGGAGCUCUAACUUUUACCAUCAUCCUUAAUGUCCUUCUGGUUUUCUUACUUUGCAUGAUGAACAAGAGAAACCGCUGUGAAGUUACAGAGUCUCAUGCAAGAUAUUCAGCUCCCUUCACACCAAAUACUGAGGGUGAACAAAAUGAAUCAAACAUCCAAUAUGCGGCGGUAAGAGAACAAAAGAUGAGCAGAUCUAGAAGACAAAGGAACAACCUUGAGACUGAAUGCACAUACUCAACUAUAAAGCAGUAGGAGUGUACGUGCUUCAAAGGGGUACCAAGCUGGCCUAUGAGACGCUGAGGUCAUUUUGUAAUUAUGUGUUGAAGCAGCAUGGGACUGUAACUGUAUGACUGAUAUCUCUAUAAAUCCAGGCUGUUUUAUGAAGAAAAGUAAAAACAACUGUAAAAAAGGGAUGACGUAGAGAACAGUUACAGGACUAAAAUCUGAACCACGAACAUACACAAACAUUCCAGAUGUAAUUAUUGUGAUUUAAAAAUCCUUUUGCACACAAUUUUAUAUGUGAAUAUGAAAUACUACCAAUUAUUUUAAGUGUAAUGUAAUAACUUCAUUGUAUAUUUGGCAGUGGUAAUAAAUGCAGAUGAUAAAUAGUCAA
Messenger RNA from Gasterosteus aculeatus aculeatus (three-spined stickleback), 1769 nucleotides. RefSeq names its product polymeric immunoglobulin receptor-like. Gene Ontology annotation, biological process: response to bacterium. Lineage: Eukaryota; Metazoa; Chordata; Actinopteri; Perciformes; Gasterosteidae. The record is from RefSeq and is a predicted model, not a curated record.